Cinara cedri is the source of this 31037-nucleotide messenger RNA. Lineage: Eukaryota; Metazoa; Arthropoda; Insecta; Hemiptera; Aphididae. The record is from the annotation of a GenBank genome assembly.
AUGUUUGUAGAAUCUGACGCGAGUGUUGUAAUAAGUACACAUGUCGAAACUACAAGAGAAAUGAAAGCUUACAUAAACGCUUUAAAAGCGAAUAAAAAUAAAAUGGCAGGUGUGUACCUACUUAUUUGAAUAUUUAAAUCAACCGAAUAAAUAUACAGGUUUCUUUUUUUCUUUAAAUCAUUGAAAAAAAUACAAGCUUUGGUCCAGGAUUUAAUGAAAAACACAACGAAUGAUUCAUCACAAGAAGAAAAUUCAAGCGGCAUAUUUGUAUGGGAAAAAAUUUCAGGUAUCGUAUAUUUAAAAAAAAGUUUGUUCUUAUCGAACUAAAUAUUAAUAUAUACGAUGGAAAAAGGAUUCACAAGAAAAAGAAUAAAAUAAUAAACGGAUUCUGUACAAACACGAUCGUAUAUCUAUAAUACGCGUUCAUAGUAAUUCGUUUUAAAAAUAGAAUUUAAAUUACGGUAUACCUAUUAGGUGGAUAUUUUUAAUACAAUAAUAUAAUAUACUAUUAAAAGAAAUCUCAACUUAAAAUAAAAUGUCCACAAGACCGAUUGUUAAAAAAUAAUAAUGAAUUUCGUCCAAAAUAUUUGAAUCGUGAAAGAUUUCAAUAAUAUUUUGAACGACAUAAUUAUAGAUAGGUAUAUAUUUUUAAGGUUAAUCUAGAAUUAAUAAUUAAAUAAAAUAAUUACAAUACCGAUUAAAGAGAAGAAUACAUCUCAUUUCAAUGAAUUCAUUUAAACCGUAGGUAUAUAAAUUUAACCCUUAGCAAAUAAAAAUUAGACGUUAACUUCUAAUAUUCCAAUAGACCUUAGAUAUUAUAGAUAUUUCUAUAAAAUUAUAAAAUGUAAUCAAAUGAAAUUCGGUACUUACAGUCAAUAUUAUAAAUAAAUAGGCAAUUAUAAUACAAAAUUAUACAUAAAAAAGAAUUUAAUAAAAUUAAAUAUGCAGAUAACUAUUGUUAUUGACAUGUGUCAAAUGUAUCGAUAAAUUGUAUAUAAAAAAAAAAAGUAAUUUAAUUUCCAAUUCCGAGGACUGUUCGGUUAUAUUUUUAAAAAGAAGAACAUUUAAAACCAGAUUAUUUUUUUUACUAAAAUUUUAGUUUUUUUUUACAAUAUGAUUAAUACAUUAAAAUCUAUAAACAUCAAGAGCGGACAUGACCUUUUUUUUAAGAGUCCGUCUCAAACAAUCGUUUUAAAAAUAUCUGUUAUUUUAUUUUAGCGAUUAAACACAUGAGGUAAGGUUAAAUUCUGAAAUUGAAAACGAUUUUUGACGAGGUUUUCGAUUUAAAUGACAUAUACAUUUUUGUAUGACUUACAUACAUUCUCAUUAUUAUAAGAACACCACGAUUACAAUUUUCAAUUUAGUUACACUAAAUAAUUACUUCGUAAUAGAAAAAUAUUCGAAUACGAAUAGAAUAAUACUUUGAAAAAUAUCUAUACCUAUAUACAAGUAGAUUCAUUAAGCAUGCUCAGAUAAAUUAUGUACAUUUUUAAAUUCUAAUUUUUGGAGUUUUUAAAUGCAGUUAAAAACGAUAUUAUCGUGUACUUAGAUUUUUCACAGCAUUUAAGGAAUAUCAUACUAUGGCGAUGCCAACUUUGAUAUCUCAAAAAAAAAUCUAUAUUUAAAAUUACAUAAAUAGAUGGAAUAACGUUUAGAUAAAUUUUGGUGUUGGAAUUUUUUGAUUUCUGUCAACUCGUUCAUAAUAUAUUCCACUUUCAAGUUACGAUAAAAGAGGAAUAGUCACGUUGAGUCACUACAAAAAUUAUGUUCCACUACUCCUCCACCACCUAAACAAAUGGAAUACCUCAUGUUAACGGAAAUCAAAAAUUUUAACACCAGAAUUUAUUUUAUCUAAUAUUCAUUUAUGGAAUGUUUAAAAUACUUAGUUAUUUUAAAAACCAAAGUUGAUAUAACCAACAUGAUACUCCUAAAUGUUUUGGAAAAUCCAAGUGUACGAAAAUAUUGUCUAACUAUAUAUACACUUAUAAAUUUCCUAAAUCAAAAUGUGCAUGCUUCCAUAAUUUACCCCUAAAAAUGAGCUGAGAAAGUUUAAUGAAUCACCCUGUAUACUUUCAAAUACCAUUUUUAAAAUUUCCCUAUUUUUAAUAAAUAAUUGUGUUUUUACAUAAUACAAGUAUUAUCUUAUCAGUAUAAAGUUAUAAAUAAAUUCAUUACUGAUCAUUACUCAAGUGUGUACAUAAAUUACUAACUUAAUGAGAUUUUUUUUUUUUUUUUUAAAAGGAAAACCUCCAAGAUUGGAAUGUAGAGAACCUCUGACCGUCGAAAUCCCUAUUUUGAUAACCGAUAUCACUCAUAUUAUUAAUGAUACGUUCAGAGACCAUUUGUGCUACGAUCUUCCAGGAAAUAAAAGAAAAUUAUUCGACUCACUAGUAUGUACGAAUUAAUAAUAUUUGGUUCUUUAACUUAAUCCGUUUAAUAUGGUUGUAUAAAAUCGAUUUCAUACCGUUAUUAUUGAAUAAAGCAAUGAUGGGGAAAAAAGUUUAAUUAUCCUAACGAGAGUUACAUAUUAAAAAAAAAAAAUGUCAUAUUAUAGGAGCUCAAAAAGCAUUUAUCGUUGAUUGAAAAUAUCCGGUGUGCGGAAAAAGAUGUUAUGGAAGUGCAUGAACGUCUUUUAAGAGCCGGCAACAAUAACAGCUGGAUCGCAUUGAAGCCGUGGAACGUAGCAAAUUACUCACUGCUGCAGUAUCAACGAAUGUCCGCCAACAACAAUACCAUAGAGAAAAUAGAAAGUGAGUGUAUACCUAAGCCAUUUUUAAAAUUAUAUUUUGCACCGUAAUAAUGUUAUUUUCGCGUAUCUACUUACAUUUUUUAUUUUUUUUUAUUUUAAAAUGUAUAUUCAACCAGGCGUUGUCAACCAGAAUGAGAAAACUAAGAUUUACGGUAUACACGAAGAGUUAAGACGAGUGAGGAUGCGUUUGAAUAAAGAAAGACCAAAGUCAGUUCAUAUAAAGAAAAUGAUAAUAAUAAUAAUAUAUGGUGAAGAAAGUUAAGUAUAUAUAAUAUUUUUAGGUUAAACAUAAAAUAUCAAGCUCGCAAAACGGCUUCGAGACAUUGCAGUAUGGUGGUAGAAAAACCCGAAGACACCGUUUACUUAUCCGUAAACACUAAUUUAGUACGAUUUACUCAUUUCAAACUUGGUGCCGUUUACAAAGUGAGUGUGAAUAUGUUUUUUUAUAGACCAUAGAUAAUAUCUAGGGAAACGUUGGAUUUAAGUAGUAAUAAAAUAAAAAUCAUAAUGUAUAAGGUAAUAAUCGUUACCUACAAGUAUACACAUAGUUAAUGUUAAUUGUAUUUUAAUUAAGUUUUCUCUGAAAAAUCAGACAGCCAAUCGAUCCUAAAACGAAAUAUGGUGUUAACAUAUAAAAUAUAAAAGUACUAUACGUCAUUUUUCACUUUUGAACUCUAUGGCGUCCAGAGAUUGUACAAAAACGAAUACACCCUGAAAACCUAACGCGUUUUUUUCUUUUUCUAACCGAACUUUGUUUCGGUUGUUUUCUACGUGGUCACUGUAUUCUCUUUAGUCGUAACUCUAUAGUUUAUUUAUUAUAAAAAUCAUUGUUUAAUUAAUGACUAAAUAAUAUAACAGGCAUGUCAGUGAAAAUACGUAUUUUUUCUAUCACUACAAAUGUACCUAAAAUUCAAAACUUUCAAGGUAAACUUAUAAACAUAGUUUACAGUCUGUUUAUUAAGAAUAUUCAGGAAUUCUUUGAAUUUCACUGGGUCAUUAAGGUAACAAAAAUACUUUCAGUUGAACAAUAAAAUUGUUGUAAAUUCUUAGAUAAUGUAGUUUAUUUAUUAAACUAGUAUACAGUUCAUCAACAUUAAGAAUUAUCCUUUAUUAAUAUUACUAUUAUUUUUCCGUCUACCGUCAAUACGAUUAAACCAGGUCCAGAAUAAAAUUUGAAGAAAAUAAAUAUUUAUUCCAAAAACUAAUAGGUAUUCUAAUUUAUUUAAACUAAAUUUUUAAAAAGUCAUAAUAUUGACAAAAUAAGAAAAAAUAAACCGAAAUGGUUUAGCCACGUCAUGUGGAGAGACAAAUCAAAAGCAGUAAGCAUUGUAAUAAAAAUAAACACAAGAGAAAAAAGAGGGAGAGAAAGACCGAAAAAGAGGUGUUUGCAAUUGAGAAUGAUAAGAGGAUGGUGGGUGUAGCAAGGACGAGUUUGAGGUCAAGUGGAAGUUUAGUACGAAGGUAGCUGAUCCCAAUACAGUUGAGAUAGUGACGAAUGAAAAGAAGAUUUACUAUAGGUCAUAAUAGUAUAGUUAGUAGGGGAAAUUUAGUACUGUCAAUUAAGGCACAAUGGAUUAGUACGCACUACUCGAUGCCCAUACCGUAUUUGAAAUCAUUUUUUCUCGAUGAUACUUUAAAGUACAACAAUUAUAUGCUGAAUAUAAAAUCUAUAUAAUUUUAAUUUAAAAUCAAUUCUGAAUUUUUUUUUUUCUUUCAAUAAUUUAAAUGUGUCUGUGUGGUAUAGUUUUAAAUACUUCCUGCAUAAGUAUCUUAAUUUUUAUCAUAUGGGCUGAUUUCAUGUGUCUUCUACUUAGAAUUAAAGACAUUGGAUCCAAUAAAUUUUCGGUCAAAAUAACUAGUUUGAUAUUUUAAUAAUUAUCACUCCGCAAGUGAUCGAAGACUAAGUUUAAAAAUGUAGGGCUCAGAUCUUUUACUAUAAAUUUACUAAAGUUUCAAAACUGAGUUUACAAUAAUGUUAAUAUAAAUAAGGUGAUUUUUAAAAUAAAUGUUAGUAUUCCGUAAUUAAUAUUCAAUUAGUAUCAAGUAAUAACCUUCAACUUGUCUAUUAAACCAUAUACCAAAGUUUCAAAUGUAAAAUAACUUGUUAUGUAUUGAUAUAGUAAUUUGAAUAAUAAUUCACAUCAACUACUUUUUAUUGUCAAUAAAUAGUUCUAAAAACGUGUUUGUAAAGUUCCUAAAAUCGUGAACACUCCCCGAAAAAUCACCCGAAAUUCGGCAUUCAUAAUAUCCAUAUUUCAUUCUUUACAAUUACCGUGAUUAAAUAAAAAAAAUUGAAUCAUAUUAUUUCUUUUCCCAUGUGAUUUUAUCGUCAAGUCACAGACAUGCUUUAUAUGUGUGUAAAAUAAUUAUUCUGACAUGCCUGUCUAUUUAUUAUAGUUGAAAUAGUAACUCAGCAAUGUUUUGUUAAAAGGGCGUCUAUCAAAUUUAACUUUUAUUGCAAAAAAAAAGACAGUAAAUACAUUUUAAUAAAAUGUAUCAUGCAAAACAAUUACUCGUUUUUCAACCUCGUUUACAAAGUAUUCGUGCAUUGAAUGUGGUAUACACCCUUUUAACAAAUCAGUGUUGAAUUAAUUAUAUUUUAAAAUGGCACCUGGAUAUCUUUUAGUCAACAUUUAGUUUUUUAUUUUCAAAAUUACCAACUUAAUUUUCUGUAUUUAAAUACACCGUUUUACUAGUGUAUGCUUCUAAUUUUUCUGAGUUUUUUUUUUUUUUGAUACCAAAUGCGCAUUUUCGACUUUUAGUGGUAUACGCCCUUCAAAAAAAAAACACCAUUGGACAAUUACAUUUAAUUUCUUUUGAAAAUAAAGUUGUUUGUGUCUUCGAAAAUUCAGAUAUAUUUAAUCAAAAUGAAUAUACAUAUUCCAAAACUCAUCAGUUUGAUAAUACUCUAAUGUUGAAUCUUAUUCCAUGAAAAAAUUCAACAUUUCAAAUUCAAUUUCAUUCAAUUUUUACCGAUUUUUCUGAUUGAUAUUUCUUAUCAAUUUUAUUUGUGCUUAUUUACUAUGAUUUCAAUGUAGGUACAACAGGAAUAGUUCGACUAUUUUAAUUAAUAGUAUAAGAAACAGUUUUCAUUAUCCAACGCAAUCUAAAUAUUUUGGUAUUCAAAAACCUUCCAAUAGAAAUGCAUCAUUUAGUUGAAUUUUGGACGGCAAUGUUAUCAUCGUAAACACGAAUUAAUUAACAGUUAACCAUGAGUAAUUGAUUUUUUUUUUUUAUCAGAAUUUAAUAACAAAUCGAUUAGGCAUCAAAGAUUAGGUUAAGUUAGGUAACUGACACACACUAUUUUUAUUAUUUUAUUUUUAAUUUUUAAAUCACUAAGAGUAACUAUAAAGUGUAAAUAUAAAUCUUGAAUAUCCUUCUUCUUUUGCUCUCUUAGAGUUUUGGCUAACUCUUUAAAAAUAUCACAGCCUCUAUUUAGUAUCAAUUCCAAUUUACUAUAUUUAACACUCUCGAUUCUUCAUUUAUACCGUCAAUCUGUCCUUUUCUAGGUCUCCCACGUGUAGGUCUUUUCCCUAAAACACCUAUUCGAAUGCUACUCUUAGUGAAUCAUUAUCUGUUCGACGCAUAUAAUAUUAAUGUGGCAUACUUAUUGUCUUCUUUUACUAAAAGCUAAACCUUGUCAUUGCGAAUAAAGACUUUCAUUCCUCUUAUUUUAAUGUCAGAAUAUGUUAAUAUUGACAUCAAUGUCUUUCUUGGUAUUCCUCUUCCUUAACGGCCAUUGAUUAUUUCUUUCGAUAUGUUGGUUACGAAAGGUGAAUGUAUUAUUAUGUUUCGUAUCCUUGUUAGAGUGUCAAUUGAUUUUUCGUGAGUAUUGUAUAUUUGUAGUAUACCGAAAUAUUAUAUAUUCUGAUAACAUUUUUGAAUAAUAAAUUGUAGGACGAAUACAACCCUUAUUUAAUUUUAUGCAGAAAGCGUUGGUAAAAAUUAUCGAUACUUUAAAAAGAUGAAGUAUUCGAAUUAUAAAAUAAUUUAAAAAUAAGUAAGUAUCUUAUUCUACGAUGGAAGUAUAGUUUCACGUUUAAGUGUAUAGAAGUACAAUAUACGGACUGAUGAACUUCCGACUAAAAUAAAUAAGUACAUUAAAAUUGUAAAAUAGAUCAACUUUUAAAUAAUAUAACACUACUAAGAUACACAGUAUUACUCAAAUAAAUUUUAAUUCAGUCAAUGGCAUGUAUUACUGUUUUGUAGGAUAAUAUAAUAAUUAUAAAUUCUCUUUGAUUUAAUUUUUUUCAUAUUAAGAUUACCUUAACGAAAAUGUCGGCACAUUAUGUCGGCAAACAUUAUAAUUAACAAGGGAAUUUUUAAGUACAAUAUGGGUGUAAUAAUUUUUAUUAUUAAACGUGAUGUAAAUAUUUUGCAAAAAUUACCUAUUAUAAUAUAAAAAUGUUUUACUACUUGCAUAUUCUAUAUUGUUUUGAUAUGCGAAAGAAAUACGACUUAAGAUCACCUGAGUUUAUUUUGUGUAGGACAAGAAAUUAUUUAAAUUUAUAGUAAUUUCUUCUCACUAUUUGUUCAGAAAACAAUAAUCGUUAAAAACUCGGGAAAACGUAUGGUGUCGUUUAAAAUUGUAUCGCACAACAAUUCGGUAAACGACGUCUUUCAAUACGAUUAUACGCCUUUGCGUAUGCUCGCACCGGGUUUAAACACAAAAGUCACGGUGACGUACACGUGCGUGUCGAUGGAAGACGAAUACGAACUGAUGACCAUCGUCACCAAAGACGGUAAAAAAACAAACGUUGUUGUUUGUGCAGAGAACGCAAUAUCCAUAUUGACAUGUAAAUAUUGUUCUUCAUAUAUCAUAUCUCUAGUUUUAAAAAGUAAUUUCAGAACUUCGGUUCUAGUCAGUGCGUUGGCAAGGUUGUUUUAUUUUCAAUAGUUGGAGGGAGGGGGAAACCAGAAAUGUAUUAAACACUGAACCGCAAUAACAUUUAUCGAUAAAAUCAAUUUCGGUUUUUUCGUUACCUCGUCCAAUAGAAACAAAUUGCAAGAAACCUAAAACAUCCAUCCAAUAUACUCAUGUCAGCGUUUUUUAAACGCGUAAUAAUUUCCUAAAUAUAUUAACUAUUUUAAAUUAUUUGUAUAAGUAUAGCUAUUCUUUGACAUAUUAAAAUAUUUAAAUUUAAUUUUUAACAAUUUUUUUUUUUAAAUUAAGCUCAAAAUUGUAUUUUGCUUAGAAUGGUUGUAAUUUGAUCGCCGUUUGGUUUUAACCAUCACUAAAGUUUUUGAUCUGGAUGACGAAAAUUAAUGUUUUUCCCACGCAUUAUUAUAACUUAUAAUUACUAUUUACAUUUUUUAAUUGCUCAUUAGCUAUAAUAGGGGUACAGUAUAUUUUUGAUGGUAACACCGUUUAUUCGAGGCUUUUAACAUUAUUUGACGAUAUUUAUUUAAAAAUGUUUAUGUAAAUUUAAAUCGUAUUAUUAUAUCGUUAUUACAAGCCCACGAAGAUAAAUAAUUCAUUAUAAGUAUCUUAUACACGAGCAUAUAUUAUUAUAUACUACAUGAAUUGUUCAAACAUAAAUAUUUUAUACUUAGUAGGUACCUAAAACGCAUUUAUGCAAUUACUAAAAUUAAUAAUAUUAUUUUACAUGAGCUUAUAAAAACGAUGUACCUACUGUGGAGUAUGCAUUAUUUGUAUGUUGGUUUACUGUUUCGUUACUACAAUAUUAUUAUGAUUAAAUUAGAAAACAUUUUCGGGGAUAUAUUAUACAAUAAAACACGUACAAAAGGAGUUUUAUUUAAAUUGAGAUGCAUAAAAGUUAUCAUAUAGGCAAGUUCAAAUGUCCGUUAGGCAUCGAGUUUCAGUACUACCAGUCAGAAGAUCCAGAGAUCAAAAAUAAUAAUUCCUACCCAGAAAACAAUCUUAAAUAUAAAAUAAACGUUGUAUUUUAGUUGAUCUUUAUAUGUUCACAAAAUAAUAUUAAUCGAGCUAACUACUAAGUAAUAUUUCUAACGUUAAAGAGAACUGAUAAUAUUAAUAACGUCACUGUUGUAGGUAAGAAUUUGCGAAGGUAAGAUACAUUAAGUUAUUUAAUUUAUGCACAUGAGCAACGAUAAACCACUGCUAAAAAAUACGACUCUGAGCUAAAUUCAAUUAUACUUAUUUUGAAAUUUACGAUUUUCAUCAAAAAGUGUUCUUAAAACCUUAGGCUAGUUAUCUUUAUUCACUACGAAGUACAAAAUAUAAUGCACCUCGUGUUAAAUUUUCAAGCAAUUCUGUUAAAUCAACAAUUGAAUUCACAUAGUACCAACCAAAGACAAAUUACAUAAUAAAACUAGAAUAUGCGUCUCAUAGAAAUUUUAAAUAACUCGAAAUAUUUUCAAAAUAUUUACAAAAAACAUAUAGUGUAGAAAAGUAAUAUAAAUAUUUUCUGUCCCAUUUUAAGUGUCUACACAUAUUUUUAAUUUAAUUACAACAACAAAAAUAAAGUUAUCCUAGGGUAAUGGGGACAAUUGCAGCCACUGUUGUAGGAAGGAAGUUUGGAAGAUAUAAAAACGGAAAUAUAUCUGUAUACAAUGAUAAACCAUUGCUAACGAAAAAGCGAUUCUGUACGGAGUUCAGUUGAUAGUGUUGAUUUUUCAACCGAAUUUUCCCAUUUAUUGAUAAACCAAUUGGCAAAAUCAAAAAAUAAUUUUCAGAAAAAAUGCUUGUUGUUAAAAAGUUGUUCAAAAGAAAAAAGUCAUAAUAUUUUACAACACAUUUGUACAUUUUCCGGAUUUUCCAAUUUUUCACAUUUAUUGGAAAAACUCUUGGAAAAUCGAAAAUCGAAAAAUAAUCUGCUUAAUACACCACCCCAGUCAGAUUUAUUUUCAGAAAAAGAGUUACAAUGGAAAAAAGGAGAAAUAUUUCUAGUGAAAAAAUUGAUUUUAACAUAACAUAUGGAAGACUCUGUAUAAACUUAACCAGAUCACUUAGCUUCAUUUAAAAUUAAUUUUUAAUUGCGAUGAUUAUUCAAUCCUUUCGUUUUGUAAACUUAAUCGUCCUAUGUCCUUACACACCUUCCCAACUUCCCACCUACAACAUUGGCCUACCCAAGAUGUGAAAUAUGUCUGAGCAUUUGAAUUUUAAGUAGAAGUAUAUGUAUCCAAGAAACUACUAUUACCCCUCACAUUAAACACUAAUUACCUACAAAUUUACUAGGUUAUUUUCCCCUCCUCCACCAGUAAAAUACUUUUCAUUCGUCGGUAGAGAUGCUGCUUCAAAAAACAGGGCUAAAACAAUAAGUAUAUUACAUUUUAAAGCGUGCAAACAAUAAUUAAAUAUUAAAUAGGUAGGUUGGCAAAUAUUAUAUAUUAUCUCUUGAAUAAACAAAAUAUAACAAAUAUAGUACACUGUAAAACACUAUACUCAGCACUUCCACGCUAUAUUAGAGAAUAUAAAGAUAUCAAUGUCUGUUAAAAAAAAUGAACGAUUACUCUUACUUGAAUAGAUGUUUGAAUUUUAGAUAUUAAGCCUGAAUGGUAUCUAAUUUACACUGUCUUUUUAUAUUCAAUUAUUAUUGGUCACAUUCGUUUUAUAUGAAUGUCAAAAAAAUAACCAAGUGAAAUUGUAAACGAAAUCAUUACACGAGUAAUAAACCCAUUUUAGAUUAUUUCUCUUAAUAUAAUACAAAAAAGUGCGUUUUUAUUCGUUACAAAUUAAUAUUAUUGAAACUUAAUAAAAUUUGGUUUAGACAUUUUCGAUAGUUACGAUAUGAAAUCCGUUUUGGAAAGCCAAACUCAUCGAAAUUUAAAUGCUGAGACACUCUGCGUAUUUGAGUGCAAUGCUUGUCUGGUGGGUGCUACCAAAACGAUUGUGGUCAUGGUAAAAAAUACCGGACGUUCAGCCAAAUUUAUUUGCGUUCCCGAAGACGUUUGGUAUACGCAAUCGGUUGAAGUAAGUGCCUACAUGACUAUACAUAUAUAAAAAAAGUUUAUAAUAUUUAAUUACAAAAUAUGAAAACUUUAGACGUGGCUGUGAAAAGGGUAAGUUCAAAAAGGGUCAGCGCAAAAUUAUGUUAAGUCCCUAUAAUCACCAAAACAUACCUAAUAUUGUUAUUAAAUAUAAAAUUAACUUUUUCUAAGUAUGCGCGUAGUAUAUAAUUCUAGGCGGCCACAACUGACAACGACGGAAUUUCCAAGCUAUUAUUUUUGUUUAAACUCGUUAAACUCGAGUUUUAUCAACUAAAUAUUAUAAUAUUUUUGUUUUUUCCAACAUUAUGAAAAUUUUUGUUUGAAUAUUAUAAUAUUUUAAAUAUUCAUUUAUUAUAACUCUCAGGGAAAAAUAACUUAUUAUUAUAAACGAUUUAUGAUGGGGGAACGUUAAUUUUAAUAAACAUUAAAGAACAAACAACACGGGGCAUAACAAAUAUUCAGUUUGUUUUAACUUUAAAAAAAUAUAUUCUCAUAAGUAUAUUCAGAAUUUAAAUAGUUUUUCUUAUUUUUUUUUUUUUUAAUUUAGCACUUUAAAUGUCUUUUUUAUACACCCAUAUAUAUAUGUAUUUAUAACUGCAGCCGGAGUAAUUUAAUGAAACAACUAAAAUUAUUUAUCAAACAACUUGUUCUUCGCUAUAUUUUUAAUAUACUGAAUAUAUAAUUCGAACCCAAAAUCAAAUUUACAUCUAAUCGAAUAGCAUCGUAGUUUUUCCUUUUAGUAUAGUAUAUAAAUUCAUUCACGAUGUAUACGAAAUUAUUCUGCAGGGCUAAUGAGAUUUAUUUAUCCAUCAAAUUUAAAUGAUCAACAUUUAGAUAUAGUCUGCAAUAUAUACAUAUAAGAAAACGGACGUUUAAUUCAUUUUAUAAUGUAAAGUGCAUCAAUAAAAAAUCAGUUGAAUUUAUAUUUAUUAAUUGUAUUUUAUAUAUCAAACUAUAAUACAACUAAGAAAUAGUAAAAAUAUUUGUGAAAUAAAUUACAAUAAUAUAAUUUAAAAUAACUGCGAGAUGGUAAUAUUUGUAUUUUUCAAAAAAAUUAUUAAUAUUAAUACUAUUACCUGAUCAGCCUUAUUUUCCCACGUAAAAAUCAUAGGUACCAAAAUAGGUAAAUAAAUACAAAAUUAAUUGAAAGACACUAGAAAAAAAGGUAAAUAUAAGUCCACGUUUAAAAAAUUAAUCAGCAGAUUAAAACUUCUUUACAACUGAAUAGAUUACGUUCUUUUUUACCCAAUACGCUCGAUAUUUUAUAUUCAAUAUUAUCCAACUGAAAUAACCAUAUUUUUUUUUUAUAACAUUCUCAACAAUUAGUGUACACCGAAUAGUAUCACUAUUAAAAGUACCACUAUUUUAGUACCAAUAUUAUCAUUUUAAUGUCGAAAUAAAUGGAAUACGCUUCUUCAACCGUUCUUUUCCCGUGCCCUUCAAUUUAAUUUAUAGAAAAUCAUAGAUAACCAGGUGCUUGUUAAAAACCUUUAUUUUCUAGAACGUAGAAUGGACAAAUACAGUGAGUCUGGAAGUGUUUAGUAUCACACCAUCAAUAUUCGAAAUCGAUUCUGGACAAUCAAUGGCACUUAACGUUAUGUUUAAACCGCAUUUACCAUCGUUCUACGUAAGUAUAUGUAUCGGGUAGUUUAUUUCAAAUUUUAUAUGAUACGCAUAAAAAAAAUAUUAUAGCAGGUAUUUCUUUUUCUUAAUUAUUUGCAUAGAUCGUAUAUUACGUUUCAACACAAAAUAAUUUUCAAAUACGGAUCGGAAAAUAUUAUAAAUAGUAAAUAGAUACGUAAUAGAAAAUUGUGUUCUAAAGUAUUCUAAAAACAUGUUGAAAUAAUACUGUGGGUUAUAACAGGUUAACCAAAAAUUUUAAUAACAAAAUAAUAUGAAAAAUAUAUAUUUUAUACCUAUCACUUUUGAGGAGUAAAAAAAAAGAGGCUGUUACUACUGAUAGGUGUACCUUAUUAUAGGUGGAAAGUAGAGAAGGUAGAAAAUAUCAAAUAAUUUAAUUUAUAUCUGCACUUGAUGAUAAAUGAUAACUGACGAAAUAUGGUUCUGAGCUAAGUUUAGUUAAACGUGUUUUGAAAUACCGUAAUUUGUACGAUUUCCGUCAAAAUUCGAUCUUAAUUUAUUUACUUAGUUGCAUUCAACUUUUUUUUUCCCAAUAAGUUAAACCUAAUAUAAUACAUAAUUAUGUGCCGUUCGAAUAUCACUGAGCUAGCCCUCUUAAUUUGGUACAACAAACUACCAACUGCAGAACCUUUGAAGUUAGAUCCCAAUAGGCCGAUCCACAUUAAAAAAGCGUCCAUACUAUUAAAUUAUAAUAAAGUAACAAAAUAGUGAAUUCCUAUAGAAACUUUGAUGUAGAGAAGAGUAUGACCCAGCCGUAUAAUAAAUAAACAGUAUGUGAUUACAUAAAUAUAUGGUCUAAUGUUCAGAUUGUGAAAGUCAUUAUAGUAAUCUUUCGAGAGUAACUAUCAACUAACGCGUAUGCGUAAGAAUGUGAUUGUUGAUUGAAAACUAUCGUAGUUAAUUUCGUAACCAAAGUAACAAUCACUAUAGUAUUUCCCAGUCUUAUGUCAUAACUAGACAAUGGAAUUCUUAAAAACAACAGUUUAAACAUAAUAUUUAAAAAAAAAAAAAAAAUAAAGCCCUAAAAUUAUGGCGUGUAUUUCAAUAACGGCUAUGCAAAUAUAAUAUUAUAUGUCAAAUACUUAUAAGUCAAAUACAAGCUCAACCAAUAGGUACGACAAAUAAGAAUCUCUAUCUAUACAUUCCGAAAAAAAAAAACGUAUAGAUCCAUUUUAAAUGUUAACAAAAUUUAAACCAAAAAAAAAAACAUCAAAUAAAUUUCAAUUUGAAUGAUACCGUCGUAUUUAUACAAAACCGAUCACUUUGAAUGUGCCACUGCACAAUAUUUACAAUGACAACGGGUACGUAAAAUAAUAAAAAAAUAAUAAUAAUACAAUGCAGCCAAUUAGCAUAUUAUUAUCUUAAAUGAUAUUAUUGGAGCACCAAUUAUUACAAAAUAUAACGCACAGUCGUCACAUUUCAAUUUCGUAAACUAACAGAUUUAUUGUUUUGUUCAUCAGAAACGAUAUUAUAUUGAGGCAAUCAUCGCCUAUAUUAUUUUACAACGACGACGCUUCAAUCAAUUUCGGUAAUAAGUCACGACAGUUUAAAAUAAAGGGUUAAGAUUUAACAAUACAUAAUAAUUGAAUAUGCGAUGUCAUAUCCUAUAUACUCGAAAACUAUUACAACGGACAUGAGUUCGAAAUUCGGAUUGCAAUGCGAUAUUUUAAAACGAAAAUCUAAAAAGUCUAUCACCACCAAUGGACAAAAUAUAAUAUUGGAUUUACUUUUUUUAUAAGUUAUACUUAUAACAGUUUAAAAAUUUAAAUCGGAAGAGUAAAAAAAGGGAGUAAUAUUGCAUAUUCAUUUUUAGAUAAAUUUAUAACCUUUUCCUAUUCUUCCGAUCUAAACUUUAAAUUUUUUACUCAUUAAUGGCAAUUCUGAUAUUAUGACGUUAUGUCUAUCAAAAUAUUUAGACAUUUAUACUUUAUUUUAAUAACUUGAAAAAGGUAGGGGGAUUGCUAUUUCAAAAUUAGGAAUGUAUACUCAUUUUAGGUACAGGGAUUAGAGGUUAUACAUCUAAAAUAGUGAUAAAAUAAAGCAUAAACAAUUUCAUAAUGAUUGAAUAAAAUCAGAAAUCAAAUCCACAAAAAAUUCUCCGAGAAAACCGGUAGUUCAAGAUUAAUGGAUCACCCUGUAACACAAUCGCAUUUAUUUUAUUAACUGUUUUUAUAGACAUUAAAGGUCUUCAAUGUUUACUAAAUCAAUGAAAUAUUAAAUUUUUACCGUAAUUUUUUUUCCAUCCUCUCUAAUAAAAAAAAUGUAGAAUAUAAAUAUUAUAGGAUUAUUUUUUUAAAUAAUUUAAAAGGUAAAUGGACCUCGAGCGGACAUUUUUCACUUCUGAGUUGUUGGACUUAUUCCCCCUCCUCUAUUCCCAUGAAGCUAUUAUUACCAUCGUUCUAUCAGGAGGACGAUUUUUUCCUCACUACCAGUAAAUCCGAAAGAGGGAUAAGUACUAUUGACGAGAGGAAUUUACCGUAGUCACGGGAAAGACGGAAAUAUUAUUCUAAGUAUUCAAUUUAAAAUGCAUAGGUAAGUACUUGGAAAAUAAUAUGUAUGCAUUUUUAUUAUUACAUUUAGGUUUCAUAUUACUUCUAUUAGCUAUGUUAUAUACUAUUCUUGGUUUAAGGUCAAAUAUAUUUUCAAACAUUUUGAAUAGGUAUCUACUUUUAUAUUAAUUUUUAAUAUUGGACAAGUAGUUUAAUAUAAGUAAAAAACAAUGCUCUAUAUUGGAAGUGGAAAAGUUUCUUUACUUAAACAUCCACAAGGAAGAAAUAUUGUCGUUAAUAUUACUAUUCUAUAUUAUUAAUUAUUAUCCAUCCAUUAUUUCGGUUCUUCUUGUCAACGUCAUCUAGCUAGUUAUAGUAUAUUAUCAUGUGUCUAUUUUAUGAAAUAUUUCCUUAUGUUACAUAUUACAUCCUUUAUACAUAUCCAUUGUUUUCUUAACCUCCUUCUAAGUUCAUCCAGAACAUGUAGUAUUAUAACUUCAACUGCAUAAUAGUUUCUUUUUAAACUCACGUUGAUUAAUACUCGUAGUAUAAUUAAUAAUAUUCUCAAUUUUACCACCCAAAGUUAACGUAUUAAUUUAUUAGGUUAAGUUAGGAAAUUUCACAAAAUAAAUGUAUUUUUUCGAAUUUAUAAUUGAGUAGGUAUAUAAUUAUAUUUUCGUUCAAUACAUAAAAGUCUCUAUUGACGUUAAUAAUAAACAUUAUAUCGUUUUCAAAAUCCAAAAUCAUUAACGGGAAAGUGAAAUCUAGAAAUAUCAAAGAAGUUUUGAAGUUUUAAACGCACCGAAAAAUGUCCAAAUAUAAAAAUAAUAAUAAUAGUUAAAAGUAAAAAUAAGUUAUUAGUAAAAGUAAUUAAGGAAGGUCAAAAGUUAAGAGGUAUGUUUGAUCUAUAUAUUCAUGGAGUAUUUUAUGGGUGGGGUGGAUACACAAUAGAUUAUCAAGGUUCACUAAAACAUGCUUAAGGGGUAAAAUGCCUAAAGGGUUUAACUGGCUCGUGAGAUAGUAUAAUAAAACACACUCUCCUCUCUUAUGCUGCAGCAAUAACGCAACGAAUAAAACUGCGACAAUUGAUACUAUAUUAUCAUAAUAAUAACAAUCCUGGUAUCGUGUUAUUUUUAGACAGUAUUUUAAGUGUUAUUUAUUCACAGUGUACCAGAUUUAUAAUCAUAUCGGACAGUUCAUGCGCUCACGAGGGGAACGUGUUUGGCGACGGUCAGAUAUUUGACCGACGAGAAAUUCGGCUAGAGGUAAGUGAUACAGCACGGGGUCGGUGGUCAUGAGAGUCUACAGGGGUGGGAAGGGGAUAAGAGGAAAAGAAAAAUCGGAAUUAUCCGAUAAAGGUACUAACGUGAACACCCGUGUAUAUCUAAAUAUACCUUUAUAUUAUUGGUCUCCUGCUAUAGGGACAAGAUUUGCAGUCGACCGAGGAGGCGCCGCCCGGAAGCUACGUGCUCGACAUGGGAAAAAUUGGCGAGACCGUCCGGUACGUGUACGUGAAAAACACGAGGUACGUCCCAAAAACGCACCCGACAAAGUUACCAUAACAGCGCGGGUAUCUCGCGGUAUCUACAACUCGCUAGGUCAUAGUAUUAUAUUAUUAUACUACCGUAAUAUAAUUCACGUUGUCUCGGCGACCGAAUCUAGAGACGACGGAGACAUACUUGCGUGGGAUGGGAGAACCACGUAUUACAUACGGUAGUGGUACGACUGCACAGCAGUUUUAUAGGUUGAGCAGUUAGGCGAUAGGAACUUUACAAUUUCCGCUAUAUUACUAUUGUUAUUGUAUAUGUGGGCCUUGAGAGAGGCGUGAGGGAUAGCCGUGCGUCGGUCGUGUGACACAUGAUUAAAUGGAUGGCGGACGUACGUGCAGAUAAAGUUUCGUUCAAAUCGUGAGUGGGAUAAAAGAGUAUAUGACGGUGUAUGGUGGUGUGUGGAAGAGGUGAUGCGGUUGGCGAAUACCUCAGUAAAUUUGAAAGCGAUCGCUAAUUGUACAAGUUUAUAUUAAUAACAAUAAUGAUAGUAAACAAUAGUAAUUAAUAAACUAUAUGCAAACCGAAAAUUAGAACGAGGAAGACAUUCUUAGAUUUUAUUUUUCUGUUUAUAAACAACAUUCGGACCAGAAAUCGUAUUCCAUUCAACUUCUUGUGUAGUUUCUGUUACAAAAAUUUUUUAUUCGUAGAAACUUGAAAUUCUCACCAAAAAUGUAUAUUAGCUUAUUCUAUACAAUGUAUAAAUUUUGGAUUAUGCCGACAUUUUUAAAUUUAUUUAAAUGCAUAAUUAAACGUGUGUUAUUAUUUGAAAUUUUAGAGUUUUUUUGGCUUCACAUAAAUGCUUUAAUUGCAUAAAAGCGGUUCCUCCACAAUCAUCUUUCCUACUCUUAUUCUUGCCUUGAAUAACUAGCCUAAGUAUCUUAUCUCAAAUUCCUUUGGGUACAUGGAAAAAAAAACGUUUUUAAUGAAUGCGUUACCAACCAUCCAUUUGUAUAGAAUAUAAGCUAGUAUAAAUUUAGUUGAAAUAUAAUUUUUUUUUUUAACAAUAUAAACACUUUACUUUAUUUAUUUUAAUAAUCUUAUAUUAUAUAUUUUUUUUAAAAAACAUAAUGUUAAUAUACCAUAGAAUUGUUUACAAUGACAUAUCUCUCACUGACAUAAACAGUACUACAUUAUAUAAUAAUUAAUGAUAUCCAUAUUAUUAUUGUAUCUGACAUGUUUUAUGUAUGUUAUAAAAUAUCAAUAUGACAUAAAAACAUAUCUACGAAUUAUUAUAUAAACAAUCUUACUAAUAAUAUACAUUUAAAAUUAUUUCUUGUCUUCCACUUCAUAUAGUACCUAAUAUACAAAAAACUAUUUGUUUAAAACCCGUCUAAUCUAUAUAGUACCCACGUCUAAAAUACACAAUCUUAAUUAUUUGCAAAUCACUGUUCUAUAUAAAAAGAUAAAUAGGCAUACAAUUGUUUAUUGCAAUUAAAAAUAUAAGAUAUAAAAAAAAAAACUUUAAUGAUGGACCGUGCAAAAUGAAUAUUGUUUAUAGAAAUAAUCGGAAACAGUGUAGGCAUGAUACUUAUUUACUGUUUCUGACAUCAUGGUGACAAAAAAAAUUUUAAUCUUGAAAAUAACGAAGACGAAUAAUUUCAGAGAAGAUUCAAAUAUAAGACUAUAUUUAAAUAUAACAUUUGAAGUAAUCAAAUCGAGAGAAAAUGUUUAUGGCAUGAUGACAUCAUAAAAAUACUGUGUUACCAAAAGAUAAAACAUAAAAUACGGAUACUUUAUAAAAUAAUGAUGUCAUCAUAAAUCGGUCAAGGAAAAUAAAUAAAAAUGUAAAAAAACAUAUGGUAUUGUUGAUGGGUGUGCUAUAGUUUUUGGUGGAAAGUUGGGAAGUUAGGAUACGUAGUUUAUAAAUUAUAUCUGUAUGUAACGAUACGUCAUUGGUAACUAAAAAUGAUUCUGCGCAAAAUUCUCUAAAACGUGUUUUUUGAAGCAAUUAUUUUUAAACGUAAAAGACCUAAAAACAGCUCAAAAAUCGACGCUUUGAAAUUGUCAGAAAAUCUAGAAAGUGCUAAUAAAAAUGUUCAAUAGAAUUUACUACCUAAAUUACAGUAAUAAAAAAAAAAAAAUUAAAAUGAUGAAUUUGUCUUGAUUAUCGACAAAAAUGAAAAGAAAAUCAAAAAAUGAUACCAGUGCACCAAAUAAGCUAUUUACACUUGCUACACAAGACGAUCGGAUCAAGAUGUCUGAUAAUUAAGUUGUGUACAGACAAAAAAAAUAUCAUAAUAAAACCCAAACUAAGCGCUCAGAAUCUAAAAUAUUCUUAUAUCUGUCAAUAGGAUUAAUACCAAAAAUAACCACACUUUAAAUUUGGCAAUGCGAAUAUAACGUGAACAAAAAUUAUAGUUAUUAUUAUCCAAACGAUUUGUUAACUAUCAAGUGCUUUUAACUCGGUUGAAGUAAUAUAUUAUUAUUUGUAUUAUGAUUUGUAUAUACAUAAGAUUAUACGACAUACCAAUCAUCGUUUAAUAUUUAAAGUUUCUGUUUCAUGAUAUUUUUUUUUCUAAAGGUCGCUUAGUAUGUUUCAGUAAUAGCUGUGAUUUUAGUAGUUCGUAUUUGUAUUAUAUAAAUCCAAAUCCCGUAAUUCAAUAUGCCAGAGAUAAGUGAAAUGUCAGCGGCUCUUAUUUGCAAAUUUGCAAUAUUGUUAUUUAUUAACCACUUCGUCGUACGGGGACGAGAUGACGACUGUUCAGAUGCUGCAAUAAGAAGAUGUUUAUAAUUAAUUUGAAGUCGAGUUGUACGCAAAGUAAGUGAUUUGUGAAUGAUCUGCGACAUUAGUGUUUUGUCGCGGAAUAUUAUUUGCGUCACACAGAACGACGAUGAUGAUGUUUGAUUUGGAAAACGUGAAUGCAUAUAACGGAGUUGAUUGUUGAGUUUUGUUUGCUUCGAAUCUUAGCAGUACGUUAAUAAUAAUUACAUUUAAUGUUACUCAGGCAGCAACUUUGGAUUAUAUGUCGUAUGUACACUGUUGCAAUUGGAUACAGUUGUGUCAUAUUGCAGAGAGAGCAAGUUGGUGUGUGUGAAGUUUUUUAAUAUUUUAAAAUCGAUAUUUUAAAUUCUGAGAAAAGAGUAUAUUUUUUCCAUGUGUCUGUGAAAAAAUUGCCAACGAAAAUAACUUGCUUCAAUCAAAUAUCUUGUAUUUUCAAACUAGGUGGUGCGUUGGGAAAAUUCUUUGUACGCCUACUAUAAAUAUAACAAUAAGAAUACUCCGAAAAAAAAAAUAUUGACAUAGUCUUCGUCAAAUUCGAUGUUAUUGCUCAUUUCUUAUAAACCAGUUUGAACUUAUUAACGAAUAAUGCAAUUUUCACCGAAUUUUUGACUAAUUUUUGACUAGCAUUUUUAAACAUGAUAUAAUUUCAAAAAUAUUUGGCUCUUUUAAGUGAAUUAUAGUUAUGUUAUAUUUGUACACAUUUUUCGGACAGGAUCAAAACUAGGUUCAUCAGAAUUUUUCCUUUACUAAUAUACAAAUGUUAAAGUAUAUUUGAUAAGUGUUUGAAGCUGUAAAUAUUAUUUUGUGUUUCAAAACCAAUACACUCUAUACUUGAAUUGACCAAAAAAAUAUUUAUUGGUAUGGUAAUGGUAACCUAACUCAGUUGUUUUCUGAACAUAUUUUAAUAUUUAUAUACACACUUUUUAUGUUUGUUUUUUGCUUUUUAUUUAAAAUGUAAACGAAUGAGUAGGCAAUUUAAGACCAUACAGGUAUGACGUUUAAUAUACUUUAGAUAGUAAAUAAAUACUACACCAAAGCGUGUAAUAAUAUAUUAUUUCCUUUCAUGAUUCUCUUUCAGUGUUUCUUCUUUGAUAAGUGAUCAUAAAACACAAGAGUAGUUGAUUAUAAAUUUGGUACACACACUCUAAAAAGUUUUAAAUUCUGAGUAGAGCGAAGAAACUUAUGGUAUUACAAAGAUGUUUAUUUUUUAUUUUUUUUAACUAUGCGCAACUUUUCUACCAGAAAACUGACUCAGAUUUCUACAUGUAGCAUAUUUUAUGAAAUAAAAUCAACGUGAGUAGGUAUCUUAAAGAGAUAAUUUUUUGAUUUUCUCAAAAGUUUUCUCAACAAAUUUAAAAACCAGAAUAAAACAUGGGAGGAAAACGUAGGAAAACGGGGAAAUUCGGUACAACAUUAAACAAAUAUUAUUAAAGAAAAUAUAUAAAACCUAUUUAAUAAUUAUUUUAUUGUAAUUUGAUAUAAUAUAUAUUAUAUAUGUUAUUGACAAAGCAAUCAACUGAACUCCGCUCAGAAUCGUUUUUCGUAAUUAAUGGUUUAUCGUUACUUACAGGUAUACAUUAAAUUAUCUAUAACAGUGGAUCCGCCCGUCCCCAUUUCGUCUAGGAUAUCUAUUUAAUCUUAUGGUUCCGAUAUAGAUAGUUAUAAUAUACAAGUUUAAAUAAUAAUAUAACUUCUGAAGAUUGUAAUAUAAAUUCAUCAUAUUAAUUGUCUGAUGUUAGAUUUUUAGAUUCUAGCGUAGUGAGGAAUCUAGGAGUUUUAAUAUGUUCUAUAUAUUUUUUUAUGGGUGUAACUUUUCGAUAAAAUAAGAUUUCCUCGAUGUACUAAAUGUAGUACAUAUUCUGAAAAGCUGUGUUAGUGACGUCAUAUUUAUAUUUCACAAAGAUUUUUUAAAAAAAUUGAAAAACUAAAAAAAAAAUAUAUAGGUAAAAACGUAAAUAUUUUUGGAGCACUGUGGCAUUAGAGAUUUCAUUGUUUUAUUUUUUUUCAAACUAUUUUUUUACUAAAAAUUUGUUUUUAAUCUAAGAUUGUCUAAAAACCUUCUCUAUUACAUUUUGGAUCUAGUUUUUCACGAUGAUUUUUUUUUUUUUUUUUUUUCAAAGUAGUUUUUAUAGUAAUUGAAAAAAACCGGAAAGAUGAUGAAUUUAAACUGAUAAAUUUCCGGCAUUAUAAUUCCUUUAUGUCAAAUUUUUACGACUUAUAUUUUCUACAAAAAUUGACAAGUGAUAUUUUUUUAAAUUUUGAAUUUUGAUUAUUACUUAUGAACAACGUUUUUUUUUUUUUUUGUUUUUUCAGAAUUAAGCAAAAUCGGAAAAAACAUAAAAAGAAGAAGAAAAUUUACGAAAAUAAUAUUUUUAUUAUUUUAUAUUUUGUUUUUUUGUUAUAAUUCAGUUAAAAAUUUAGUAGAGACUUUAAAUUUUGCAAAAACUUAGGUUUGUUUUUUUAGACGUGAUAAAAUUUCCAAAAUAUUGGAGUCAUUUUUGAGCUAUUUAUUCAUUAAUUUUGAGAGGUUUUUACGUAAUUUUUUGUUAGUAGGUACUAUAUAGAUAACAUUGUAAAACUAAACAAAAAUGCUUGAAAAUUUAACAAAACGUCCAUUAUGAAGUGUACUUUGUAAUCAAAAUAAAUAAACUGUGUUUAACUUAGGGUUUUUAUUUUUUUUUAUAAUAACAAAAUUUAAUGAAAAUCAUAAAUAAAGGCCGUAAUAUUUUACGGCCUCUCAAAACAUGUAUACCCGAACUUUGCGCUGAAUCGUCUUUCGUUAGCAAUGGUGUAUCUUUACUUUCAGAUAUAAAUUAAAUAACUGUAUGUAACCUAAAUUUCCAACUUUUCAUCUACAACUAUGGCACACUUGUCUUCAACAUCGGCCCUUUUUUUUCUUUUUUUACAAGUCUUUAGUUAACUCAAUUUAGAGGAUAUUAUGUUUUUUAAUCCCAAACUAUUGUAUAUAAGCACGUAUCAAAUAAAACCAAAUUGAAAUAGAAUAACAGAGCUUCAGUUUAAUAAUAUUAACACAGCUAAAAUAUAAUAUUUUGUAUAAAUUACUGCGUAAUAAGUGUUAUAGAACAUAAAACUAAUCAAAAAUAAAUAAAAAUACCUAAAAGUAAAAAAAGAAUGUUAACUUUCCUACAUUUUAAAAGAGAUAUUUUGCAUUUAAAAAAAGGACAUUUUAAUGCAAAAAUAUCGGGUUUAGAUAAACACAAUUUUGAGUAAGCUUGGAGCGGAUGUAACAAGAAUGGGUGAUAAAACUUUGUGGUUAGAGAAUUUUUCUUAUUGAAAUACGUAAAGAGUUGAAUAAAAUUCUCGAGAAAACUGUUAUUUGUCAAAAUACAAUACUAUGUACAAUGCUUAAUUAUUUCCAAUAGUUUUAGAUUCUGAGUUUUUUUUUUUAAGUUUAACAGACAGCUUUUCUGAGAGGAAAUCGGUAUAUGGAGGUACUUUAAGAAGGUCACUUUCUCAGGAGUUUUCUCAUCAAUUUUGAAAAAAAGAAGAAAAAAUGAAAAAAUAUAAGAAAUAUAAAUAUUGGCUAAAAUAUAUUACGGCCUUCUCUUUUUCUCGUAGAAAACUUUUUACCAGCAAUUUUGCUCCAAUUUUUAAUGAUAGCUAUGUUACCAAAAGAAAAUUUUAACGGUAGGGGGUUAUUUAGGGAGGUUAUUGUUCAAUUUUCCCAAGAGUUUUCCAUACAAAUAUGAAAAAAACAUGAGAAAACCGAGAAAAACGUAGAAAAACGGGGAAAAUCGGUACAAUAUUAAAGAAAUAUUAUUAAAGAAAAUAUAUAAACCCUAUUUAAUAAUUAUUUUUUUAUAAUUUGGCAUAUAUAUUUUGUAUGGUUGUCAAAGCACUAUCAACUGAACGCUCAGAAUCGUUUUUUUGUAAACAAUGGCCUAACGUUGCUUAUAAGUUUACAUUAAAUUAUCUAUAACAGAAUCUGCAUUCAUCCCCAUUGUCUUAGGACGUCAUUUUUAGUACACGAUUUUAACAUGGCAUAAUAAAGUCAAUGUAAGUAAUAAUUGUUUUAUAACCAAAAUAUAUUUGAAUAACAUUAAUUUUCGAGCAUUCGUUAUACUAUUACUUAUACUGAAUUCAUCUUAAAUAUUUCAUUAUUUGGGCCUUUUCUUAAUCAGAUUACGAACGACGGAUUUGUUAGAAAUAAAAUACAAUAUUUUAUUGUAAUUUUUGUUUAUAAUUAUUAUAAAAUGAGUUUUGCAAUUUUAUAGCAAUAUUAUAUUAUAGGAAAAAAUGGAGCGGUAAAACGGAUCAAUUAUUAGCUCGUUCGUUACAUAAUAAAACACCAUAAAUCUUUUUUUCCUUUUUUUUAAUUUUUUGUCCUCUCAAAAUAUAGUCGUAUCGUAUAUCCGUAUCACUGGGUCGUCGUUAAUCAUGGCGCGGCAAUCGUUAAGUCACGAAGUUCGGAAAACGCCAAAGUAAAUUUUCACAUUCAUCCGUCAACGGGGUUAUUGGACAAGAUCUCCGAUACGAUGUUCAGUAUGGAAUGCAGUGUCACCGACGAGAUUGUCGACAAAGAACUCACGGGCACAUAUCGCGUAACCGCUACGUAAGUAUAAGCAAUGUUGUGUUUUAUCUAGAUAGGCAAAUUUGUAUUUUUUAUCAUAUCUAGAAAAAUGCAAAAUAAGUUAUAUGAGAUAAAUAAUUGAAUAACCUUUAUACAUUUAUCUAUUGAUAAAUCAUCAUUUUAAUUUGUAUAUUAAUAUAAGAAAUAUUAGGUACAAUUUUUAAUUUAUACAGUUUAAUACCUGAAUUAUUAAAAGUAAAAUUAAUUGCAUACCUAAACGUUUAUUUGAAAUUUCGAUGUAUAUCAAAUAUGGUUAAUUUAGCACAUAGUUUUAUGACAGGUAAGUAUUGUGUUCAUAUAAUUAGGGAGUUUGACACUAGAGAUGUAAGGGAAAUAAAGAAGUGAAGAUUUAAAAACGGUUUUUUGACAAUAGCAGAAUUUUAAUAUACCUAGUCAUGAAUCUUUGAGAGACCUUUGUAUCGAAUCUAAUAUUCUGGUUUAUGGCAUACUUUGAGAAAUUAUAGUAAGAGUUCUGAAAACUUUGGCUUGGGCUACCUCAAUUUUAUACCAGCUUGAGUUAAAAAUAUUAGAUAAAAAUUGAUAAAGUUGAAAAUACAAGAAUAAAAACAUUUAUUUAAAAUAUUAGGCACUUAAUACUAUAACAUAUUAAUCAACCGACCUACUGGUUAAUAUUUAACUAAACGAAAGAGAUUGAAAUAGACGAAAUUAACCAUAGAAGACUAAUAAAAGUAUCAUAGGUUUACAAAAAAAUAUAAUACUAAAUAUGCAAUACAAUUAAAAAGGUAUUAAACGUGCUUGUUUUCUCCUUUUCUUUUUUUUUCACAGGUUAUUAUUAUUAUAUCUAAUUAUGUCACUAUAAUAUGCACCGAAUAUAUGAGGUCUUUGAUAGUUGAUACAAAAAAAAAAAAAACUACAUGGGAUUAUGGUAAAUGACGUAUUAUAAACUUUCAAAUUUAGAAAAAAUAAUUUAUACAUAUUUUUUUUUUUUAGCAGUCGAAUGAGAAUUUAUGUAUAAGUACUCUAGAUCGCGUUUUUAUGGUAAUUUCGGGUCGUUAGUACAUUAAUUUUGAUGUGAACCAUAAAUUUUAAGGUACCUAAUGCGUAGUUUACACUAUAUCUAGGCUGUGUUUUUUUUUUUAUAAAACUUCCCCUCAAAACUUAAAACUUAUCCUCGAGUUGAUUAUAUGCAUAUGAAUUGGAUUAUUUAUAUUAUUUUAUUAUCAAGCUUCGGAACCAAUAUAGCUCAAAAAUUCUGUUUACAAUAUAUAACUAUGUAUAUUAUUUUUCGAAGACAAUACGUUGAAAGAUUCGCAACAAUAAUAUAUUAUAAUAACGUUCUCCGUUGAAUUCGAUGGGCUGGCCUUUAUUUUUAUAGAAUCUCCAUCAGGAAACAUUAAUUGCAUUAUAUAAUUGUUUUUAUUAAAUUUAAAUGAGAAUAUUGUUUAUUUGUUAAAUUUGAUGAUGGGUAUAAGAACCGAACAAAAUAUUUCAAUUUAGAAUUACACGAGUCUUAAUAAAUGCGCGUUUUUCUCGCAUUGAAUAAGCUAAAGUCAUUAAAUUACACGGUCGAAAAAACUAUUUUCAUGAGUAUUGUAUGUCGUUUUGUCAUCUUGAUUUGAUAAUUCUGAAUGGAACAUUAAUUUAUAGUCAUUCCGUAAAUUGUUAGGUAGGUAUUUGAAUACUGCAAAUAUUACAUACGUACUACGUAAUUUCUCUCCCCCUCUACAUUUUUCCAAUUAGAUUGUUGACAAAAUUGCAAAAAUUAAAACUGAAAAUUACGAUAAUAACCGAAAGCAAAUACUACACAAAUUGAAAUUCCGAGCUCUAAACUAACUCAAAACUUAUCAAUUAUUUUUGAAUGGGAUGGAUACAAGGUGCUUCAAUUUAACACUUAAAAAAACCGCACCAUUAUCCAACAUCGAGAAUAAUACUCAUAGAAGUAUUUUACAAAAAGAACAAGUUAUAAUGUCUAUAGUUUCAAUGAAAUUUACAUAAACCUGCUAAAUAAUACUUACACUGGGCUUUCAACUACACUCCUUUUUAUUAUUUUUGUCUGCGUAUUAUAGGCUUACUUCCUUUUAGGUGUGUGAGUUGAACUAGUUCGUCCAAUAACGUCCUUUAUCUUUUUUCCACGCAAGCAUGUACGCAGAAAACAAUUACGGGGAAGACCUUUUGUGAAGAUUCAUAAAUAAAACCGUUAAAUAUUAAACGUUUUGAACUAUAAAAUUAUAGCAUAUGAUGCAUUUUUGAAAUUUCGAAGUGAUUAAUCUCUAAAAUCCUCUUUUAUACGAACCUAUUUCCAGGGACGACCCAUUAAAGUUUAUAGCUUAAACUUAGUAAUUCUCUCGUAUUUCUAUUACCUAUAUAGUAUCUAUAUCAUCGGCUUUUGUUUUCAUUGGCUUGUUGUAAUACUUACUCUGCAUCUUAUUUGUUACAUACGUCUAUAACAUUAUAAUACGCACGACAUAACAAAUCUGAAAGCUUUUAUUAUUUAUUGUUUUUCCGUACCUUUAUUGAAUAUUGAUGCUAUAAUGGUUAUGCGUAUAAUGUUUUCAAUAUCAUUGUCCUUCGGGCAUUAUGUAUAUAUUCUUUGAUGUAAUUUUUUUUUUUUUUUUAUCAUAAAACUCGAUUUUUAUCACUGCAAUUAUAUUAUCCUUAUUGUUUAAUAAAUAACCACUUUUUUAUAACCGGUAUCUAACCCCUGUUUCCCUACUCCCGCCUAUUUUGACUGUUACGAUACGCUUACGCUAAAAAAAAAAAACAUAAAUUCUCACGGGACACUUGUAAUUUUCGGACCGAAGUAGAGCUCGCAUAUAUAAAGAGACGAACGCUCAUAACAAAUAUUAUUAUUCUUAAAAGUAUACGGUAUUAUCAUCCACCGGCUUUUCUUGUAUUGUUACGCGGUAAUAUCAAAUACGGCCGAGUGCCACUACGAACCGUAUAAUUGUGUAUAAAUAUAUAAAUAAAUAUAAUAAUGCAUUUGUACAAUAUUUGCGCGUUUAAUUAGAUCCUAACAUAAUAUUGUACGUGAGUGUACGUAUCUACCUACAUAUUCGAACGUAAUAUUUUACAUAAAAUACGCGCGCAAUUUAUAAUAAUUACGUUUUUAAUGUUUAAUUAAAACUGUACAGUCACGACGAUUAAUUAAAUUGAACGCGUUAUUUAUUUUAAUAAUAAUAAUCUAGACCAGGCACCGCUACUACAAAGUAUACAAGUAUACAACAACAUGACGGCAAAUACCCACCGCGGCAACGCACAUUAUAUUUUGGUUACAUGGGCGCUUCGAUAUGAACUUAAACGUCUUAUAAAUGUCCGUUGAAUUAUACGGUAAAAUUUUAAUGUUCAGUAAAUUAUAAUAAUAAUAAUACUGUACGGCAUUAGGUACCUACUUAAAUAAUAUUACAGAUAUGACCUAUACGGAUAGACAAGACGUACAAAAGUAAACAUUUUCAACAGAAAAAUAAUUAAUACAAAUAUAUAGUAUCAUUAAUACGUUUGAUAAUAACUAUUUUCAUUUUAACUGGGACGUUGGCCUUUUAUACCGACGGGCGUUAACCGUUAAGUGUUUGUCCUUCUUCGGAGUACGUAAAUAAAUACAACGUUUCGGUAUACCGCAUAUCUUUUGAAAAAUGACACGCUUGGGAAAUAAUAUCGGCAGAGCAAAAUAUCCAUAAUUAUAAUAAAAUUUCCUAAAAUCCUAAAAUAUGCCUUAAAAAUCCAAAAACGACAAAAUAUGUAUACAGAAUAAACUUAUACAUCUAUAUACAGUCGAAACAUAUUUAUUAUAAACUAUCUAUUUUUUUAACCAAAAAAUAUAAAUAUCCAAUAUAUAAUUAUAUAUUGUUAUAUAUAUAAUUAUCUUUCCUAAUAAAUAAUAAUUAUAUAAUAUCAUUGUACAGUAUAUUAUUAAAAUAUUUAGCCCAAUGUCCUUUUUCAUGUAUGUAUCCAAGCAUUAUAUAUAAACAGAUAUACAAUGUGUGUUCAAAAUGUAUCCAAGCUGUUUGAAUUGCACGCCACUGGAAUGUUGAGUAAAAUAUGUCGAGGAUCAAAAACAAAUCCUAUUUUAGGUUUGUCAGGAACAUUUUGGUAUAGUAAAUGGCAAUGUCAUCAUAAUACCCAUAUGUUACCAAUAAAUUAAAAUUAUCAAAACUAAAUUGUUUCAAAAUAAUCAAAAUGGAAGAAAAAUCCUCUCCAACCCUCCCAAAAAACUCUUCCAAUUGAUAUAAUUUUGGAUUCAUCAUAAAAUUGCCAAACACCGUAAACAUAUUUUUUAAAAAAAAACAUCGAUUAUAUCGAAACAAUGAAGAUUACAGAGUCCACCAAAGAAAAAUGUGCUAAAGAGAAGUCACAAAUGCCAGUGAUACUAAUCCUACUAAUGCUCCGUAGACGUACAAUACAAACGGCAAGUAAACAUUUUGAACACACUUUAUAAAACACAUUAAUGCAGCAUCGCAUAAUAUUAUCAUUAUGAUACUACUUUUAGUAAAUUAUACAUCAUACAACUUCUAGAUUAUAAUAUAAUAUUUAACUUAAAUGAAAAAUAUAAUAAUAACAAUUUAUUAUAAUUAUAAUAUGUUAUAUAUAAUAAGCUUUAUCUAAAGAUGUAUAACUGUAAUUAUUAGUGUAUAAUGUUUAACACAAUAUAUCAUAAUAAUAAUAGAUCUAUUUGUUUUUCUAAUAAUUGAUUAACAAUAUAUUAAAUUAACUUUACGCUAUGCACGACAAAUACGUAAAUUUAGUGCUCUGAAAAAACUUUUCUUCGAAUUUUAACAAUAAUAAUUUUUAAUUUUUUUAAAUUUCGAUAAGGUGCAUUUAUUAUUACAACGUUUUAUAAAUACUUUAGUACUUAUUGCAAUAUUAUUUCAGAUGUCUGAAUUUAAUAUUUCAUAUUAUUUAAUAAGUAAUUACUUAAGAUUAGGAAAUUUUAAUUUAAUUUAAUGUAUACAAUACACACCAUUAAACGUGUUUAUUUUUCCCCUUCUUGAAAAUUAUACUAGCAUGAUGAUUGAUGGUAUCCCUAAAGAAAGUAUAACCGACCGAGAUGUAAUUUUCGAAGAACACGAAGACAACCCGGAGGUAAAAUAAUACAUAUACUUACCUAUAUAAUUAUAUAUAAGCAUAAUUGAUUAAUUUGUAAUUAAUUAUCUAAGAUUAGUAUAAGAGUUUAUCCAUCACGUUUAUAGUAAUCUCACGUUCUAAAACUGAGACAUCGAUAUAAAUAUAUAAUGAUAUAUUAUAUAACAAUAAAAAUACAAUAUAAUUAAAGUAAGGGAGAAAAAACAUCAUUUAACCUAAAGUAUAGUCUUAAUUUAUCAAUAUUACCUAGUAGCGAUUUUCGAUGGAAAAAAGAAUUCACAAUUCAAACUAUUCAAAAAUUUGUUUUAAACGAGCAAAAUAUAAUAAUAUAAGUACUCUCUUUCUCUCUUUCAGCCCUAAAAUUAGUUUUGCAGUUUCCUGAAUUCUCUAAACUUUUGUCCAUCAGCAACUAACCUCUUCAGUUCUCUGUAGUUUGUCAGUCCCACGUCAGAAAUCAUCUUUAUGAUAUAAAAAAUUGAUAAUAAUUGAGAUCAUCCUCGUCCUUUGUUUUCUUUUACUAUUUAUUCUCCUUUCUAUUAUACAUAUUUAGAAACUCAUAUGUGUGUCUCUAAGCGCGUCCUAACAUAUAGCAACGCUAAACUCGAAUAACAAUUAUUAAAUCCUUACAUUUAAAAUUACAACAUUGUUUUAUGAUUUUUGCAAUUUAAUUCAUAUAUUUGUGAUGAUUAAUUUUAUACCUAUACAACACAACACAAUUUCAGGAAAAUAAAACUCCCUUACUGGUAACUCAAACACAUUUUGAAUGUUAUUAUGAUAGAAUACAAAAUCGAUGUAUGACAAUAAUUGAUGCCUGUAAAUUUAGUAAAUACAUCACCUACUAAUAUAUUUAUAAAAUUAUUUUUAUUAAAACAAGUAUUUAUCACAAGUCUUUUUCUUAAAAAAUACAAAUAAGUACUAAACAAUUUUUUUUUUUAAUAAAAAAUAAGUACAUUUGGUGAUUUUUUUUUCCAUCGCUGAAAUAUUUGUAUAGGUGCCAUUAUCUAUAAUCUUUUCACUCGUGCGAUUAAUUUAUUAUUUUAAUCCGCAUCGGAACCUUAUUUUCAAUUGUUGUUUUCAAUAGAUUCGAAUACGCAGGACGUUCGCAAGAGAUCGAUUAAAUGCAAAAAUCUAUUAUCGCAACCCUUUAUUGUGUAAUAUAUAUAUACAUUGAAUAUUUUAUAAUAAUAACUCAAAUGAACCGAAAUCUAUAAAAAAAAAAACUGCAUUGUCGCAAAUGUGAUUUAUUUUAUAUAGACAAUUAAGUACAAAACAGUCGUAUCGCACAGAAUUAAAGCUCACCACCUCAUUCAAAAUGCAAUCCCUAGACUAAUAAUAUACAAUACAAUAAUUAGUUCAAUAUUAAUUUUUAUUUUUCCAUAUUUCAUUAACUUCAAAGUAGGAAACAAGUAAAAUUAGAACAUUAUUUAACGAUGUGUGUUUUAAAACCAAACAGAUUUCAAUAAUAUCAAUCUAAGAAUUGAUAUGUAGUACUCUUAUAAACUACAGUUAAUUAUGUAUUACGAAGUGUCUAGUGUUUUGGUUUUUAAAAUUAAAACUUGUUUCAAAAUAAUUAGGUUAAUUACUCAUCUCUUAUAAUGUAUUUAUCUUGCACAUCUUAUAAAACGAAAUUCUUAUUUAAAUGUCAGGAAUGUUUCAAUGUUAUUUCACUUCCUACAAAAUGUUUCCAUUAUUCAAAAUAAACAGAAUAGCUGGUCACCAAAUAUAUCCAAAUAAUACAAUAACUUGUUUUCUAUAUUAUAGAGGCGAGGGCUGUACUUUAAUAUUAAUUUUAUAAAAUUCUUUCUAAAAAUUUUAAAGUAAUGCGUAUAAAUUUUGUUGUUGAUAAUAUUCAAUUAUAGGUAAGAAUCGAUAAUUUUUCAAACUCUUAAAAAUUAAUAUUUUACUAUGAUAAAGCUGGUUUUCUUUUUUAUUGGGUCAAACUCAAAAAAUUAUUUAAGGUAAUUACAAUACAUAAUGUAGCUUGAGACUCGAGUUUGUACCUUGAUGUAUACUCGUAUGUACAUUGUAUAUAAUUAAAAGUUGUUAAAGGGUGAAUACUUAAAAAUUCAAUAUUAAAAAUUGUUCAAAUAUUGCGUAUUUCUGAUUUUUCUUAAAAUUUAAAAAUCGAUUUUUUUUACAAAAGCUUGUGGAAAAAAAACCUAAAUAAUUUGUUUUAAUGAUAAUAAUACCUGUUAUAUAAUUUCAUGUCUAUACAUUUGAUAUAAUACAGACGGUUACGGUAAGAAUAGCUGAAAUCGAAGUAAUAUCAGAAUACCCAGGGAAGGAACGUGUAUCGUUAAGUGUCGAGCCAAAAAUAGUCGAUUUGAAUUGGUACACACUGAAGUAA